AUGGCGUGCGCGGCGGCGCACAUGUUCGUCUACAACGCCACUCUCUGCGCCUGCGACCCCGGGUACUACCUCUUCACCAACUCCACCGGCGGCGGCAACGGAAGCAGCGCCAGCACCAGCUGCGUGUCAUUGCCCCGCGGCGGCGACGGGUUCGGCGACUGGCAGGUCGGGUCCGUGGGCGCGUCCAAGAACCAGAGCUUCUACUUCCUGACCCCGGUCCUCUCCCUCGACGUCGUCCGCCGCCUCACCCAGUCCCAGGCCGUCCUCCUCUGGGUCGCGCUCGCCACGCUGCUCUCCUGGUUCGCCUUCUGCGCCGCCGCCAGGUUCGCGGGCCAGGACCCCGCCCGCCACAAGAAGCUCUUCGGCGCCCGGUUCUGGGUCAGCCGCCUCGACUGCAUCUUCGACAACAACCACUAUGCGAAUGAUCAGCAAGUACUGAGGAAAAGAAAAACAGAGCUGGGCGGCAUGUUCUCGGUGGCUACCGUGAUACUCUUCCUUGGAUUAGUCACAGUUCUGCUGUAUCAAGCCAUCCACAGGCGUAACGCCCAAGUACAUCGAGUGAAACCAGCUAAUGCUCCGGAUUUGCUGGAUUUUGUGAAUGACCUUGAGUUUCACAUAACCACUAUCUCAAGCAUGUCUUGCGCCCAAGUAGUGCCACCUUCUACAAUAGCAAUGGGAACCCCUGGGUUUAUGGACUUCAGGGUGCUGCCUCUGUCAACACUCUUGACCUACAGUUGCCAGAACACGAGCGAGGGGCCAUCAAUUACACUGAAGUGCAAUGGCUGCCGAAUCCCUCCAAGAGACCACUAUGUAUCCUGGCAGUUUGUUGACCUGCCAAGGCAACCGGCUGCCGCUGUCGGCUUCCAGUUUAACUUGACUGCGAAGGAACAUGGAGAUGAUAAAGAUAUGAGCUUUGUGAGCGGUACUUUAAGCUCUGACAAUUACAUUGAUACCAAGCUGAAAACAUUCAGAGGGCCAGAUUCUAAUGUGCUCAAAAUUCAAUUGUUUCCUCAAAUAUACAACAACCUUCGUGGCUUGAAGCUCUUGCAGCCGCUUGUUCAGGACUUCACUCAAGGCUCUACCUUAUCAGAUUUGAGCAGCUUGAAUGCUUCCUUGCAGAACCCUAGAGAUGGAGUAAUAAAUACUACACUCUACAUAAGUUAUCUUUCUGACUAUAUCGUGGAGAUCAGCAAUGAAAAUGUGCUUGGCCCAGUCAGUAUACUUGCGAGUAUUGGUGGCCUGUAUGCCUUCAGUGUAGCAAUUUUUCUCUGCCUCAUGGCUCAAUGUGAAGGCAGGAUAAAGAAGCUCCGAGAUGAGGAUACCAGAAUGCUCAAUAUUUUGAGCAAACAACGUGCUCAACGAAACUGGAACAAGGUUCGGAAGUUUGUCAUGUACACCUGGGGUCCAAGCAACUUGGAUCCAACAGAUAGAAGUGGCAAGUGGCCUGAAGGCUCGGUGAUGGAUUCCCUCCAUGGAUCCUUCCACAAGACAAGAAAACCAAUGAGAAGAGGAGCCUCGAAUGGGAGCAAACCUAAUAAGCCUGGUGACAUGGUACCACAUCAUGCAGUUGAAAUUGAAAGAGUUGGGGAGAUACAGGAGUCAAGCAGUUCUAGGUAG
Miscanthus lutarioriparius is the source of this 1617-nucleotide messenger RNA. Lineage: Eukaryota; Viridiplantae; Streptophyta; Magnoliopsida; Poales; Poaceae. The record is from the annotation of a GenBank genome assembly.